UCACUCCCUCCAUUGCUCUCUAUCUCUCUCAGUCUGCCUCUCUCGCRAGCUUUGUGUUUUUCUCCUUUGCCUCUCUAACUCAGCAUCCACCUCUCGUUGAUGGCGUGUGUCAGUGCUGUUGGGGCGACUGAGGCCUAACGCGCUGGGCCCUUCCCCCGAUUCUCUACACCUUCCCUGGGCCUCUGUCUCUGCCUCUUCCGUCGGCCCGACAGCCUGCCUGGCUACCUCCCCCACCCCCCGUGUGCUGGUGUCUGGGCUCAAGGGGUGGAGGAGGAGGGAGCAACGACGUUCCGCUUCACUUGGGAGCCGUUCGGCAAUUAGCAAUGCCCUAGACCCGGCAUCAUUUAGCCACUUGGAAUAUCUCGGGUUUCUCCAUCCGCCUGCCUGUCUGUCUCUCUAUCCAUCUGCUGGUCUCCCUCCAUCCGUGGAGGGGGGCAGAGGAAUGAAAAUCUGCAAUCAUGAUGGAAGGACUGAAAAAACGUACCAGGAAGGCCUUCGGGUUACGAAAGAAAGAGAAGGAUACAGAUUUCACGGGCUCACCUGACAAAGAUGGAGUAAGUACGAGAAAGAAAAAGACCAACGGGGCUCCAAAUGGCUAUUAUGGGGAGAUUGAUUGGGAUCGAUAUGCCGCUCCAGACGUGGACGCUGAGGGCUUCAGUCUCAGACCCGGAGAGGAGGGGGAAACAGCUCCCAAAGGCAAGCAGCACUUCUUCUCCUCCAGCGACUCGGAGGACGAGGACGACAAGAGGAAGUUCAAGAUCAAGAUCAAGCCGUUGCCUGCCGACACUGCCAAGUGUGCCGUCCCAUCUAUGGACCAACUGAAAGCUUCAGUUGGGGGCUUGGCUCUAUCUCCCUCUCUGCGGAGAAGUCCGAGACGCAGCCCGGGCUCGAUAAAGAGACACCUGUCUUGUGAGGAGAUUGCCAGACCCAGACGCUCCACCCCUACGCCAAGCCCCGCCCCAGAGACGCAAAGUGAGAGAGUAUCCCAGAGUCGCAGAGCAUCCCCAGCUUUCUUCGGGCUUCCCCCGGAGACGACCUAUGAGACACACAGAUAUGAUAGUAACAGAAAUGAUGUGGUCUGCAUAGAGGCCGACGCAUGGUGUGACUCCAGACCAUACCCUGACUCCCCUCUGACCAGAUCCUUUCCCACAGGAGCUCCUCCUCCACUGCCUCCCAAGAACAUCCCAGCAGCUAGUCAAGGCUAUUCUUUGACUGAUUCCUACGCUGAUUUACCCAAUGGGAGAAUAGUCCCAAGCCCCAACCCUAUCUACCUGAAUGUCCAAUCCCCAGCCUCGUACAGAGGUUCCCCUGUGCCUGACCUGGAAAACGUGUUCGGCCCCAUGGAAUCUUCCCAGACCAGUGAGGACAGGGCCUCGCCCCGAUGGAUCAGCUUCAACAGCGAGAGACCGCCCCCACCAGACGAACCGGCCCCGCCUCCGCCCUCUGCCUCUCCUCCUUCCGACUCGCCCCACUCCCUCCCCUCCACCCCAGACUCCCCCUGCCUCUCCCCGGGUGAAGAGAUUGCCAGACCCAUACGCUCCACCCUUACGCCAAGCCCCGCCCUCGAGACYCAAAGUGAGAGAGUAUCCCAGAGUCGCAGAGCAUCCCCAGCUUUCUUCGGGCUUCCCCCGGAGACGACCUAUGAGACACACAGAACAGAUAAUGAUAGUGAAGAGAUUGCCAGACCCAUACGCUCCACCCUUACGCCAAGGCCCGCCCUCGAGACGCAAAUGAGAGAGUAUCCCAGAGUCGCAGAGCAUCCCCAGCUUUCUUCGGGCUUCCCGGAGACGACCUAUGAGACACACAGAUAUGAUAUGGUCUGCAUAGAGGCCGACGCAUGGUGUGACUCCAGACCAUACCCUGACUCCCCUCUGACCAGAUCCUUCCCACAGGAAGCUCGUACAGAGGUUCCCCUGUGCCUGACCUGGAAAACGUGUUCGGCCCCAUGGAAUCUUCCCAGACCAGUGAGGACAGGGCCUCGCCCCGAUGGAUCAGCUUCAACAGCGAGAGACCGCCCCACCAGACGAACCGGCCCCGCCUCCGCCCUCUGCCUCUCCUCCUUCCGACUCGCCCCACUCCCUCCCUCCACCCCAGACUCCCCCUGCCUCUCCCCGGGCCCCCCUCCGGAUGAGCCUCCCCCCUCCCCGCCGCCCUUCUCCUCUCCCCCCGACUCUCCCAUCUCCAUUAUCUCUAUUCCUCCUCCAGAUGAACCCGUUCCUCCCCUGCCUCCUGACUUCUCCCCCCCGGACUCUCCGCCAUGCAUCGGCAUCGAUCCUAGCCUGUUUUUGGAUGAUGAGAUACUGGGGUACUCCCCUGCUCCCUCUGGCUCACUGGGGUACUCCCCUGCUCCCUCUGGCUCACUGGAGUACUCCCCUGCCCCUACCAGUCCCAUCCCUCCCCCCCUGCCUGUGGAGCGCUACCCUCGGGCGGGUGUCCCUUCCCCUCUGGCGUUCCUGAGGGAAGAGCAGCCUGACUAUAUGGCCUCGCCUCUUGGGCUGACCCCGGGCUUCAGGGGCACGCCGCCCCCACUCCCCCCGCUCACCUACAGGUCCAUGGUGUCCUCCCCCGGACCCUGCCCAGGCAGCGGCUCCUCCUCUCCAGCUCGUCCUUCCACGCCCCUGUCAGGAGGCAGUCCAAUCCCUCCCCCUCUUCCUACAAGGCCCUCCUCUCGACCCAAACUGCCCCCUGGGAAACCAAUAGGAGACCUGYCUCGACCCUUCAGCCCCCCAGUCUCCGGCAGCCCUCCUCCCUUCGCCCCCCUGGCCCGGGCUGAGAGUUCCUCCUCAAUCUCCUCCAUCACCUCACUGAGCGCAGCCUCCACCCCCACCCUGGGGAGAGAACUCAACAUAUCCACCACAGAGGAAAAACAGCCAGCCAUGGUAUGGUUUGACCAUGGCCGGUUUUAUUUGUCUUUCGAAGGAUGCUCCAGAGGACCCAGCCCACUGACCAUGGGAGCCCAGGACACUCUGCCCGUGGCGGCUGCCUUCACCGAGACCAUCAACGCCUACUUCAAAGGAGCCGACCCCAGCAAGUGUGUGGUAAAGAUCACUGGGGAGAUGGUGCUGUCUUUCCCAGCAGGCAUCACCAGGCACUUUGCUAGCCACCCGUCUGCCCCUGUGCUCACCUUCAGCAUCAGCAACUACAGCCGGCUUGAGCAGGUCCUCCCCAAUCCACAGCUACUGUGCUGUGACACCACCAUGUCCAAUGUGGACACCAAGGAAUUCUGGGUAAAUAUGCCAAACCUGAUGAGCCACCUGAGGAGAGUGGCUGACCAGAAGCCUCAAGCAACCUACUACAAUGUGGACAUGAUCAAAUAUCAGGUGGCAGCCGAUGGGAUCCAGUCGACUCCCCUGAACCUGGCAUUGAGUUGGCGUGGCGACGCCACCAGCACGGAUCUCAGGAUAGACUACAAAUACAACAUGGAGGCCAUGGCCGCCCCCUCGCCCCUCCACAACAUCCACUUCCUGGUCCCUGUGGACGGGGGCGUGCACAAGCUCCAAGCCAUGAUCCCCACUGCUACCUGGAAACCAGAGCAGCAGAAAAUUCUAUGGAAGAUACCAAGCCUUUCCCAGAGGUCUGAAAAUGGAGGAGUGGGGGCUCUACUGGGUAGGUUCCAGUUGACAGAGGGUCCCAGUAAGCCGUCCCAGUUGGCGGUGCAUUUCACCAGCGAGGGCAGCACUCUGUCAGGCUGUGACAUCCAGCUGGUGGGGACCGGCUACAGGCUCUCGCUGGUCAAAAAGAGAUUUGCAGCAGGGAAAUAUCUGGCGGACAACUAGUCACCACUGUUGUAAAAUGACACCCUUUCACCCAUACAAUGGCUUUUGAUUGUGAGGAUGAUGAGAGUCUACUACGGAUUCUUCAUUCAGGCUACAAGCUACCAACUGGAAAAACAACUGAAACUUUACACUUGAGCCGGGAACGGUGGAUGAUGGGAUAGAAGCAACAACAGGAUGUGAUGUAAUUCACAAAGUUCACCAGGGUAUCACUUUGUUUUGACACGCUCAACACAGUAGUCUCUCACUGUUGGGGUUAAUGCAAGUAGUACAGCCUUUUCCCGUUCUGUGCACCUUGAGGGUUGUCGAGACAAAGAUAAUGAAUUCAACACGUACGUUUAUCAAAGUCAUUUAUCAUUGGCACCACAUACAGUAAUCCAAUUUUUUUUUGUGAGAAGAAAUGUGUGAAUGGGUGAUGAUGGAAGAUUCACUGGACAGAUUUAUGUGAAAAGAUAUAGAUACUGUUAACAUUCAUUGAUAAUUCAAUAGAUUAUGAAAAUAAUUCCAUUCGCUAUGAUGACGUUUAGAUUGUAUUAUUUGAUGCUUUUUUUUUCAUUUCUCGGGUUGGUAAAACUAAUAUGGCACCAGUUGGUACUGUACCAGCAGGUUGAGGCCCACAACUUGGAGUCAACGUGGAGACAACAUUAUGUAUGAGGUGGUUGUGUGUUUGCUGGGAGGUCAAGUGGUUAAUGUAAUGGUUCACAUUGUUUACCUGAUUGUGGAUGGCAAAAACAAAGCAGGCUGCCUUACAGGCUGGAUAGUAGAGUUGCCUUGGACCAGAUAAAUGACUGAUCUGUUUGUCCCUUAGAGUUGUGUCCAUCUCCAGGAGGCUUAACCAAGCAAAACUGGUUGAAAUGACAUCAUUACAAUGAGAAACUGUUUGAAAUUCGUUCUUUAUGGCGUCAAUUCAACCAGUUUGAACCAGUUUGGCCCACUGGGAAAUAUAACCGGAGGACAUUUAACGAAGAUGAAAAAGUGCUACAAUAAUUAUUUAUCUAAAAUAGAAUACUAAUGUACGUAUAUGUAAUGGAAGCCCCUAAUGUUAUGUUUCUUUUGUUGUUUUUCCACCGUGUGGAGUAAAUAAGUGUUUUAUCAUUUUCUAAUAGCAAUAUAUUCAAAAUCAAUUUGUAAAAAAAAGUGUAAAUAUGAAAGAUGUUUCCCUUUGGACAUAUGGAUGUUUCUGUGUAUUGUCAAAUAAGAGUUAUGCUAUACGGUGGUGUUAGCCUUCACAAUACAUAACCAUUUAAAAAAAUGAUAAUUUCAAGUUUCAUUUCUAACAUGGAUUUCCUGUAAUAUACUGUGACUGUCCAUGGUUUAAAAAAAAAAAGAAAAUCUCAAAAGGUACAGCAUGAAAUCUGCGUUACUCAAGAAAGUUGUUUUUGGUACAUUUUCCUCUAACACGAUACUAUUUAUUUCAAGACAUUUAGGACGCACAGCAGCACACAAUAUGGAGUCGAAGAAAAAAUAUCCAUCAAGAGUCACCUCCUUAUCCAAUGCUAUUCCAACCUAGCCUGGUUAAACCAAACAGUAGUGAACGUAGCAUUCAGUCUAGUUUCACCAGGCUAAUUCAGACCUACGCCUUUUUAUAAAGUAAGUGUACUGUGAUUGCCUUCACUGUAACCUUUAGUCACUUCAUCGUGUUUGACCGUUCACCUAAAGCGUUGACCUUUGGCAUAAACUCCAACAACAUUACCACACUUCCAUGAUAUAUUGCAGUUAGUCCUCUUAUGUUUUCUCCUGAUUACAYUACAUGGGAUGUUCCAGGUGAACAACAGGGAGAACAGUCAUUGAUCAUAUCAAUCAAAAUCAUUUUGGUUUAUUACAAGAAUUCAGGGAGAACAUCUCCAGAGCAGAAGCCAAGAGACAUUUCUAAUUCCCCCUUCUCUAAGCAGACCCUUACAUUCUAAUCUGGUAGCGCCGAUGUUCUCUAAACAUGUCAUCAAUAUAAUAUCUGUGUGUCCUCGGCUCAGUGUACCUCCGGUCUGACGUCAAUCAUUGUCAACAAUAUGAGUUUCAUACAUAACAUAGAGCAUCCAGUCUAGUGACCAUCAACCUGUGAUACAAAUGAGUGUCACAAAUAGAAUACUUGAAAUCAUGUGUAUUAKWUAAAAAGGCAACAUAUAAAUAUGCUAAGAAUUGUGUUAAUUACUCUUAACUGAAUAUUAACUUUAUUACACCAACAACAAAUUAUUUUGCAUAACUAUAAUUGUUAUGCUCUUGCCCAUCUCAAGGAGAAAAUGUUUUGUGUAUUAUUUUAUGCAUUUUCACAUCAUUAUAAUGUUAAUAGCCUUACAUUGCCUCAGAUGUUAUUACUAAUUUCCAAAUCAACAUAUUCAAAAGGAGUCACAAACAAUGACAAACAUCGCUUUUUGUCCUUGAUAUUAUCACUAACUAUGGUACUAUGACUCUUUUGUCCUGGUUGCAAACUUUUAUUUCUUUGUUUGAGCCUUACUGGUCCUUAAAAAAGAACGCACAAAUAUCAAACUUCUCUCCAGAUAUGUAGAAGCAGCAAUUUAUAAAGGUUUCAAUAAUGCUUACAUGGUUUAUUAUUUGCCUUAUUCUGGAUUAGCAUAUUUCKAGCCAGUAAGAGACUUUCUGUAUGUUUUUGUUCUAUGAAUUUUAUGUUUUUCUGUCUGUAUUUUAUUCACUGCAUAGGACACAUUUCAUGUAAAUUUCCCAUCCAAAGAUUUUAAGAGUGAAAAUAUUUAAAAAAUGAAUAUAAUGUGAUAACUUUACCUGGUUUACUUGGUAAUAAAGAAUGGGAGAUUAUUGGAAA
Messenger RNA from Salvelinus sp. IW2-2015, 6549 nucleotides. The record is from RefSeq and is a predicted model, not a curated record. NCBI's taxonomy places the organism in Eukaryota, Metazoa, Chordata, Actinopteri, Salmoniformes, Salmonidae.